Molecule: messenger RNA, 1221 nt
Organism: Raphanus sativus (radish)
Lineage: Eukaryota; Viridiplantae; Streptophyta; Magnoliopsida; Brassicales; Brassicaceae
Product: glycine-rich protein DOT1-like
Exons: 1
Coding region: 5-1087 (360 amino acids)
Source: RefSeq, a predicted model, not a curated record
CAAAAUGAAAAUGGGUUUAAGAAGAACAUCGUUGGUUUUAUACAUUCUCUUUAUCUUUCAUCUCCAGCAAAAUUUUCCUUCUGUUAGUUCAAGGCCUUCAUCUUUCGAUGCGUACUACGAGAGUCUUCAUCUCAGAGCCACAAAACCAGAUGUUGUUGGUUUUGAAGGGAAGGGUCAAGAAUUAACUGUAGUUAUAAAAAGAGGAGGCGGUGGACUAUGGCGUGACGGCGGCGGUGGAAGCACCGGAAUAGGAGGCGGUGACGGAUGGCGUGGCGGCAGCGGUGGCAGCAGAAUAGGAGGCGGUAGACGAUUGCAUGGCUGGCUUGGCUCCAUAAUAGGAGACGGUGGAAGAUUGCGCGACUGGAUUGGCUCCGGAAUAGGAGGCGGUGGCAAUGGCGGUGGAGGUGGCGGUGGCGACGGCGGUGGCAGUGGAGGUGGCAGUGGUGACGGCGGUGGCGGUGGCGGUGGAGGUGGCAACGGAAUAGGAGGCGGUGGAGGAUCGCCUGGUGGCGGUGGCGGCAACAGUGACGGUGGCAACGGAAAAGGAGGCAGUGGAGGAUUGUCUGGCGAUGGCGGUGACGGUGGCAACGGAGGAAUCGCUGGAAGAUUGCCUGCUGGCGCCAGUAUAAUAGGAGGCGGUGGAGCAUUACCCGGCAACGGUGUCAGCAUAUUAGGCAGUGGUGGAGGAUUGUCUGGCAGCGGUGGUGGCGGCAGCGGCGGUGACAGUAGCAGUGGUGGUGGUAACAGCAACAGUGGUAACAGAAUAGGAGGCCGUGGAAAAUCGCCCGACGACGGUGGUGGUGGUGACGGCGGUGGUGGUGGCGGUGGUGGUGACGGCAGUGACGACGGCAACAAUGGAAUAGAAGGCGGUGGAGGAUCGCCUGGUGGCAAUGACGGCGAUGGCGGCAACAAUGGAAUAGGAGGCGGUGGAGGAUCGCCUAGCGACGGCAGCGGCGGUGACAAUGGAACUAGUGAUGGUGGUACUGGUGGAUCUCACCGUUCAAGCAGCAGCCGGAAUAUUCGAGGGAGAGUGUGUUCUGUCUAUUGGUUGAGUUUAUUGCUUUUAGCCGGUUUAUUAUUGGUUUAGAAGGGUUUAAAGUAUCCGUUGGCCGUUUAAAUUAAAAUCUGUGAGGUCAAUGUUUGACAUCAGGUCUGGUCUGGUCUGAGAAUGAUUGGGCCUUUGGUAAGCAGGUAAAAUGUUGAUUAAUACAUUUUACAGAU